This is a messenger RNA of Staurois parvus, 676 nucleotides long. Lineage: Eukaryota; Metazoa; Chordata; Amphibia; Anura; Ranidae. The record is from the annotation of a GenBank genome assembly.
ACGAUGACGAUGGCUGCGCUGUGCGCGGUGUUGGCGAUGAGCUGUGUUCUGGUGGUCCGGGCUCAGGAGGAGGUGGAGAUCUGCAGGCAGUGUCCGGGGAACCUACGGAACGGUUCAGAAGUUGCCCGCCUGUGCACACAGACAUCGGAGGCAGAAGUUGUGGGCCGCUGCUGCGUGAAGCCUCCAGGGGGCGAUAUCAUUGGGCUGGAUCUCUGGAACUGCUCCAUCUCCAACCUGGAUCCCGGGCUCCACCUUACUGCCGCCAUCGCUGUCAUGGACCUCUCCCAGAAUCCUCUGCAGGAGCUGCCUCAGGACUUCUUCCAGGGACUGACAGGCCUUCGCUACCUAGCUCUUCCAGUGAACAUCAGUUGCCCCGGGGGGUAAUGAGGCCUGGGGUAGUGUGAAAACCCAAUUGGAUGCCCGGAUCUGCCAGGAUCAGCAGAGUGCCUGUAAUGUCACUGGAGACAUGGCGGUGCUGUGUCCAGAGAACUCUGCGUGCGCUCCAGAUGGUCCGGGGUACACGCAGUGCGUCUGUACUGCUGGAUUCAGUGGCUACAAAUGUUUGAGAGAGGGCUCCUUCCCAACACUCAUGUUCUUCGGGAUCCUGUCCUCCGUCACCGUCACUCUGUCCGUCCUGCUGUGGUGCACGCAGAGGAAGAAGGUGAAGAGUCUGUAG